Anopheles darlingi is the source of this 4732-nucleotide messenger RNA. It is a transcript of the gene Pkg21D, whose product is annotated as cGMP-dependent protein kinase, isozyme 1. Gene Ontology annotation, molecular function: ATP binding; cGMP-dependent protein kinase activity. The record is from RefSeq and is a predicted model, not a curated record. Lineage: Eukaryota; Metazoa; Arthropoda; Insecta; Diptera; Culicidae. The transcript is spliced from 12 exons. The coding region runs from base 667 to 4584 and encodes 1305 amino acids. Gene Ontology annotation, biological process: protein phosphorylation.
UCCGCGUGAUACGCGAUUUCGCUUCAGUUUAGUUUUUGUUCUUUCGUUGCGUUUGUUUGGUACGCAGAUCGACUCUAUUCGUUCGUUUAGCGCUGCACGUGCACAAGUAUCGGUUUUGUGUUGCGUUUUCAUCGAGUGUCUUGAGUAGGAGAUUGGUUUCAUCGAUUCUGAUUUUUGUUGCUGGUUUUUGUCGUUUGCUUCGCCGUUUGAUCGUGACAGUUUGUUUCGAGGCAUCGAGGCAGCAUUGCUGAUCGUGGUGGCGUGGUGCGAGUGUGAAUUUUGGUCCGUGUUUGCUUCGUUUUGGUGGCCGAUCCAGUGAGCCAAUAGCCUUGGACUUUUAUCCGCGUCUUAACCCACUGGAUAGAGUGCUGCUACUACUCACGUUGCUGCGUCACUCACACACUGGACCGACUGUUGACCCAUUAACCCUGGCCUGGCUCUGGGCUGUAGGGGAGCCCAGGUUACUAGCAACGGAAAGCAGCAGAAGGGUGGUGCUUGUGGUGGUCACCGAGGAAGGCAAGGUCGUUCGGUUAAAGUAGAACGCCAAACGUGGUCGACGACGACACGGACGACGCCGGUGGUGGUGGUGGUGGUGACGGUCACUAAUCAGCCGGCCAUCGCCAGUGAGGUGACGCUGGCGGCGGCAGCGGCAGCGGCGGUGGAGGAAUGGAGACGAUUAAGAGGGAAAAUAUUCAGCUAGGUGAUAAUCGGGCGCUUGUGGGCCACUCGAUGGCCCCCACCGCCGGCCAUGGUCCGCUAGCCAGCACCGCACCAACACCAGCGGACGAUGGCAAUGGUGGCACUGGUGGCGCUGGUACCACCGAGGGGGUCUCCCCCUUGGACGUAGCACCACAGAGGCUCGUGGCAACGGCGACGAGCGACAAAUCAGUUCAAUCGCCGUGCUCACCGACGUCGCACCGUCAAUCUACGGCUGGAGUUGGCGCUGGUGCGUCGUGGUUUCGGAAGUCCAACACCUGCGGCAGCCUUUACGUACAGUGUGCCUGUGACGUCAGCGGAAUUGGAGUAGAGCAACCGCGAACCAAACCAGCGGAUCCCGUCUAUCGGGUACAGGAGCAACAGCCGGUGCGGUCCACGGCCCGACCCAUCUCACUGUCGGACAAGGACAUCCGGCGGAUUCGACCGUCGGUACCGUUCGUCCAUCCGGACAGUCCGACCACGUUGUAUGGUGGUGGUGGUGGUGGCGACAAGUCAUCCGGAGCUGCCAUUGCCUUUGUGAAAGCCCUGACCGGACGGACACCGUUCAUACCGACGGCACAAACGGCCACCGGAGAGUACGCGGUGUUGCAUGCGGCCACCGUACGGCACACUGACCCCGCCAGCAAGCGCUACUCGACGCCAACGAUCGGUGUCGCGGCACCGAACGCUUUCCAUCCGGAGUUUGUGCUCCAGAAACUCGAACCAACGGCACCAACUUCCGGUUCGGCCCGGUCACUGGUCGUGUUUAAGCAGCGCCAUUGUAGCCACAGCUAUCCGAGGCUCGGACAACACUCGCCACCCUCCCAACGACAGCAACAACAACGGUCAACCCUCUCGAACGGCAUCUCGAUCAACUCGAGCAUUGACGAGGUUUGUGAUAGGGUGCGUGAGGAUAGCAUAUCGGAGGAUAGCAGCUACCUAGAGGGGGAGGAAGCGAUCAUCACAGCGGAAUCACAGACAGACAGACUGCUCGAUGACUUGGCGGUACCACUAGAGCGGAUCCGCGGACCAGACGUCCGCGACGACGACAACGGCGGCGGAGUGCUAAUUGAGUUGGAGAGCAACGCAGCGGGGAGGGUAGCGAGCAGUGCUUGUGCGAUCCCGGUCCGAAAGGGCAAAGAGCAAUACUACGACGACGACGACGACGGCGGACGUAGCCGUGCGGACAUUAGCCACAGUUGCAGCGGUGCCAGUAGUGGUGUUGAUGAAGGUAGUGUUGGUGGUGAGAGUUGCAUUGCUAGUAAGUUAAGCGUCUCACUCGACAGUGGCCGUGCGGCGCACCAGCAGCGGACGAGUGGUGGUGGUGGUGGUAACAACGGUCCUUAUAGUCCACCGGAUCCACCGACGUUACUGCUUAGUCCGGUCAUUCCCUCCAAGUUCGAUUGCGCCUCGGCCAAGGAGUACCUCAUCCAGUCCGGCAUACUCGGUCCGAUGGGCAAUGGGUCGUCGCUGCUGCUGCGCAAAACCUCCAAGAUUGUCCCGAACAUCGACACACCGAUCAAGGAGCGGAUACGAAAGAACUCGGUGAAACUGUGGGGCAAGGUGCUGACGGACGAUCGACGCAAGUCGCUAUCCGGUCAGUGCGACAGUCUACAGUCGUAUGGCAGCUCGAUGACGAUCAGCGGCGCAGCAGACCAGAACGCGCUCGAGGAGGAGCUCAAUGGGUUGAGGCGAUUGCUGAGGGCGCGCGAUGAGGAGAUCGACAAGCUGAGGCGAGAGAUCGAUAAGCUGAAGAGUGUAUUGCAGCAGAAGGCGGUCAGCAGCUUGGAGCAACCGGGAGGAAUGGCGGUGUCGACUCCGGUACACAAGACAGCUAGCUCUGUCCAGUCACCGACGGGUGGAAAGGGCCAUGUCGGUGAACGGGAGCUACUGUCCAGCAUACAGGCGAACUACGCGAUGGCCGGUCAGCCCCUGUCGGAACUGUUUGGUACUUCCGGUAACAGCUUCAAGUUGCACCAGAUGAAAUCCGUCAAGGGUAUUACGCUGCAGGCGAUGAAGAAGCAGGGUGUAUCGGGCGAGAGCUGUGAUCUGAUGGGAAGCCAGUCGAGCGACAUUAAGGUGCCGAAGUAUAAGAAAGAUUUCAGCGCGAAGCAGCUGAUCAAGGACGCCAUCAUGGAGAACGAUUUCUUCAAAAAUAUCGACUCGCUCCAGAUACGGGAGAUCGUCGAUUCGAUGUACAGCCGGGAGUUCCGUAAGGGCGAGUACGUCAUCCACGAGGGUGAGGCCGGGUCGCACCUUUACAUCUCGGCCGCGGGAGAGUUCGAGGUGAUCAAGGAUGGCAAGGUGCUCGGUUCGAUGGGUCCUGGGCGAGCGUUUGGCGAGUUGGCAAUACUGUACAACUGCACGAGAACGGCAUCGAUACGAGUGCUGUGCGACUCACGCGUAUGGGUGUUGGAUAGACGAGUGUUCCAGCAGAUAAUGAUGCGAACGGGCAUGCAGCGGAUUGAGGAGAAUGUCAACUUCCUCAAGUCGGUGCCACUGUUGAAGCACCUCAGCAAUGAUGUGCUGACAAAGAUUGCGGACGUCCUGGAAGUGGAGUUCUAUCCCGCCGGAGCAUACAUCAUCCGUCAAGGGGCCGCCGGUGACACCUUCUUUCUCAUUAGCCAGGGAACGGUAAAGGUUACCCAACGGUUACCGGGGCGCACAGUGGAUGAGGAAAUCCGAAUCUUGGUCCGGGGUGAGUACUUCGGCGAACAGGCGCUCAUUAGGGAGGACAAGCGGACGGCCAACAUUAUCGCGAUGUCACCGGGUGUCGAGUGUCUGACGCUGGAUCGCGAAUCCUUCACCAAGCACAUCGGUGACCUGUGCGAACUGCAGGAGAAGAACUAUGGCGACGAGGAACGGGUGCUGGCCUUCCGGAACCUCGAGAACACACAUCCUUCGCUGGGUUCCUGUCAACCCGAGCUAAUGGAUGUGAACCUGACCGACCUGGAGGUGGUCGGUACGCUUGGUGUCGGUGGGUUCGGACGGGUUGAGCUGGUCAAGCUGGAGCGCAACGGUGAAACGAAGGUGUACGCGUUGAAGUGCAUGAAGAAGCGUCACAUCGUGGACACGCGCCAACAGGAGCAUAUGUACAGCGAGCGGAAGAUAAUGCUGGCCUGCCAGAGCCCCUUCAUCUGCCGACUGUACCGCACCUACAAGGACAACAAAUUCGCGUACAUGCUGCUGGAGGCAUGCAUGGGCGGUGAGGUGUGGACGAUACUGCGCGAUCACGUCACGUUCGAGGACUCGACGGCCAAGUUCAUCGUCGGUUGUGUGCUGCAGGCCUUCGACUUCUUACACGCGCGUGGCAUCGUCUAUCGGGAUUUGAAACCAGAAAAUCUGUUGCUCGAUUCUCGAGGAUACGCGAAAUUGGUUGACUUUGGUUUUUCCAAGUUCAUCGGUUACAGCAGCAAGACGUGGACGUUCUGCGGUACACCCGAGUACGUUGCACCGGAGAUCAUCCUCAACAAGGGCCACGACCGCUCAGUCGAUUACUGGGCGCUCGGAAUUCUCAUACACGAACUUUUGACGGGGAUACCACCAUUCACGGCGGCAGAUCCCAUGAAGACGUACAACAUCAUUCUGAAGGGCAUCGACAUGGUCAACUUCCCGAAGCACAUGUCCCGUGCGGCGAUCAGUCUCAUCAAGCGGCUCUGUCGUGAUGUGCCCUCCGAGAGACUUGGCUAUCAGCGCGGUGGAGUACAGGACAUCAAGAAGCACAAAUGGUUCCAGGGAUUCGACUGGGACGGGCUGAUCGCACAGACACUGAAAUCACCCUUGCAACCGAACCUGACCGGACCGCUCGAUAUGUCAAACUUCGAUAUCUUCCCCAAAGACUUAGACAUUCCACCGGACGAGCUGUCUGGCUGGGAUGCCGACUUUUGAGAUCGGCCUCGGACCACACACCGAUCGCCGCUCAUGAGCUUAUCCCAAGGCAAUAUAGUGAUACAAUCCCAAUCUGCAAUACGCUAGCAAUAAUAACGGUUAAUGCUGUCAGAAAGCUGGGUGUUGUGUUACAUUAAAUCGGUUCAUG